Cuscuta europaea is the source of this 760-nucleotide messenger RNA. NCBI's taxonomy places the organism in Eukaryota, Viridiplantae, Streptophyta, Magnoliopsida, Solanales, Convolvulaceae. The record is from the annotation of a GenBank genome assembly.
CAAACCAGCCUCAGAAAUAACAAAGUUCCAUCCAACAAAUAAGGUUUCUACCCUAAGAAAGGCCUUUUAGUGCUGUCGGUUCUCGCCCGUUCAUCGUUUGUCUCGCCCGCUCCUCUCGUUACUCGUCCGACAGAGAUAAGUAGACAUGGGAGCCUGUGCGAGCAAACCUAAGGAUUUGGACACACAAGAGGCCCCUAUCCCGGAGGCCCCUCUUUCCCCCAAAAAACCAGAUAUGCAGGCUGCUCCCGAGGAGAAUAAGGAGGAUGGAGAAGAGACAAAGAAGGAAGAGCCAUUGGUAGAUCUAACAGAGCCAGCUCAAGAAGCACCUAAGGGAGAGGAAGUGGUGGUAGAGACAGAGACCCAAAAGGCCGAUGUUGUCUUAGACGAGACCGCCUCAGCAGCUGCGGUUGUGGAAAAAGCGGCCACCGAGGAAGAUAACAAGGCCACAAAGGUCGAUGAUGAAGAUAAGAAGAAGAAGGAAGAAGUAGCGGCUGUUGCCGAUGAGGUUGUUGUUGCCUCUCCUGCUGUUGCUAUCGUGUCGGAGGUUAAAACCGAAACGCCUGCCGCCGCCUAAGUGUCAUUGUACAAAGUUAACAAUCGGUGGAUAUAUAGUUUCACUUAUUUUGUUGUAUUCCAUUUUAUAAUGUUAAUAUGUUUGAGGCUCAAUGUAACAAUAACCCAAAAAAAUGAAAAAUUAAGGGAAAAUCCCAAAAUUAACCAAUUUGUGGACCUCUUUUAUUUCUGAUUUGGAUGUGUGGAU